Messenger RNA from Spodoptera frugiperda (fall armyworm), 707 nucleotides. RefSeq names its product bis(5'-nucleosyl)-tetraphosphatase [asymmetrical] (gene Apf). Gene Ontology annotation, molecular function: bis(5'-nucleosyl)-tetraphosphatase (asymmetrical) activity. Gene Ontology annotation, biological process: AMP biosynthetic process; ATP biosynthetic process. NCBI's taxonomy places the organism in Eukaryota, Metazoa, Arthropoda, Insecta, Lepidoptera, Noctuidae. The record is from RefSeq and is a predicted model, not a curated record. Bases 158 to 586 code for a protein of 142 amino acids. The transcript has 3 exons.
UGACAAAUGACUUGAAGUUGAAACUUCAAAAGUUCAAAAUAAAGGCUAUUUUAUUUAAUUUUACCACUUAAUUAAAUUAUGUAAAAGCAUAGGUUUUGGAAAGUUAUAGAAUCCCAUAUUAAUAUUUAUAGUUAUAUUAUAUAAGCACUAAUUUAAAAUGUCUCCUAAGCGUGCAGCGGGAUUGGUUAUAUUUAGGAGUGUAAAUCAAGCAAUAGAAUUUUUGAUGUUACAAACUUCUUAUGGAGAACACCACUGGACCCCACCUAAGGGUCAUGUUGACCCUGGAGAAUCGGAUUGGGUAACAGCUCUGAGAGAGACGAAAGAAGAAGCUGGAUUGUCUGAAGAGGAUUUAGAAGUGUACAAAGAUGUGACAAAAGUAUUAAACUACAAUGUCAACAACAAACCUAAAGUGGUUGUGUACUGGCUGGCAAAGUUGAAGAAUCCAGAGACUAAAGUACAACUGUCAGAUGAACACCAGGAUCUAAAAUGGCUGCCAUUAAGGGAGGCACAGGACAUAGCUGGUUAUGAAGACAUGAAGGAGUUAUUACUUGAAUUUAAUGAGAAAGCCAAAGAUUUGUCUUGUUGAUACAGCAAAUAUACUUUGGUUAUGUAAACGGGAGUUCACAUUCUAAAGUUGAUAUUAAUAAGCUAUAAUUAGUGCAAUAUGAACUGAAAGAUUUAUAGAAUAAAGAUUAAAUUUAAACAUC